UCUGGCGUCGGAGCUUGGCCAUGCGAGCCGCGGGCCGGGGGCCGCUGCCGGCGCUGCUGCAGCUGCUGCUGCUGGCCGGGCCCGGGCUGGCCGCCGCCGCGCCCACUGCCCCGCCGCGCUUCAACGUGAGCCUGGACGUGGCUGCCGAGCUGCGCUGGCUGCCGGUGCUGCGGUCCUACGACCGCGAGUUGCUGCGCGCCGCGGUGGUGCAGAUCAUCGGGGACAGAGUCCCCACGUGGGUGCACGCGCUGAUGGGAAAGGUGGUCCUGGAGCUGGAGCGCCUCCUGCCGCAGCCCUUCACCGGCGAGAUCCGCGGCAUGUGCCGCUUCCUCAACCUCAGCCUGGCCGACUGCCUCCUGGUCAACCUGGCCUACGAGUCCUCCGCGUUCUGCACCAGUAUUGUGGCUCAAGACUCCAGAGGUCAGAUUUACCAUGGUCGGAACCUGGAUUAUCCCUAUGGAGAUACCUUACGCAAGCUGACCGUGGAUGUACAAUUCUUAAAGAAUGGACAGGUCGCGUUCACCGGGACCACUUUCGUGGGCUAUGUAGGAUUAUGGACUGGUCAGAGCCCACACAAGUUCACGGUUUCUGGCGAUGAGCGAGAUAAAGGCUGGUGGUGGGAGAAUGCGAUUGCUGCGCUUUUUCAGAGACACUCUCCGAUCAGCUGGCUCAUCCGCACCACCCUGAGUGAGUCAGAAAACUUUGAAGCAGCUGUUUUCAGAUUGGCCAAGACUCCCCUGAUUGCUGACGUCUAUUACAUCGUUGGUGGCACGUCCUCCCAGGAGGGAGUGGUCAUCACAAGGAACAGAGGUGGCCCAGCGGACAUUUGGCCUCUAGAUCCUUUGAAUGGAGCGUGGUUCCGAGUGGAGACAAAUUAUGACCAUUGGAAGCCAGCACCCAAGCAUGAUGACCGAAGAACGCCUACCAUCAAAGCCCUUAAUGCCACUGGGCAGGCUCACCUCAGCCUGGAGGCGCUUUUUCAGGUUCUGUCAGUUGUUCCAGUUUAUAACAACUACACACUUUAUACCACAGUGAUGAGCGCUGCCAGCCCAGACAAGUACAUGACCAGGAUCAGAAACCCAAGUUGAAGGUGGAUUUUUUAAAAAGUGAAGAGCUGCACUUAAAAAAAA
Messenger RNA from Otolemur garnettii (small-eared galago), 1130 nucleotides. RefSeq names its product N-acylethanolamine acid amidase (gene NAAA). The transcript is spliced from 11 exons. Gene Ontology annotation, molecular function: fatty acid amide hydrolase activity. Gene Ontology annotation, cellular component: lysosome. The record is from RefSeq and is a predicted model, not a curated record. Gene Ontology annotation, biological process: fatty acid metabolic process. Bases 21 to 1088 code for a protein of 355 amino acids. Lineage: Eukaryota; Metazoa; Chordata; Mammalia; Primates; Galagidae.